Molecule: messenger RNA, 861 nt
Organism: Fibroporia radiculosa
Lineage: Eukaryota; Fungi; Basidiomycota; Agaricomycetes; Polyporales; Fibroporiaceae
Exons: 5
Coding region: 1-861 (286 amino acids)
Biological process (GO): rRNA catabolic process
Cellular component (GO): nuclear exosome (RNase complex); cytoplasmic exosome (RNase complex)
Molecular function (GO): endonuclease activity; RNA binding; 3'-5'-RNA exonuclease activity
Source: RefSeq, a predicted model, not a curated record
AUGGACAACGAGGCCGCUGCGCGUGGCACGACCGUGUAUCUGGUCGACAAGCGGAUAGACAUGUUACCCGCGCUUCUUGGGACGAACCUCUGUUCUCUUCGGCCAUUCGUCGAGCGCUUGGCGUUCUCCGUGAUUUGGGAAUUGGCGCCGGACGCCGAAAUUGUCAAUGUCCGCUUUACCAAGUCUGUCAUUGCGUCGAAGUCCGCGUUUACGUACGAAGAAGCGCAGGUGCGCAAAGACGACCCGAAGCUGGACGAUGAAUUGACGAGAAGUGUGAGGCUUCUGAAUUCCCUCGCUCGCCAGCUCAAGGCAAAGAGGAUGGCGGCGGGCGCCCUGAACCUGGCGUCGCCCGAGGUGAAGAUCCAGCUGGAGAGCUCAGAGUCGUCGGACCCCAUCGACGUGGAGCAGAAGGAGCUGCGGGAGACGAACAGCCUGGUCGAGGAGUUCAUGCUGCUGGCGAACAUCAGCGUGGCAGAAAAGAUCCAGGAGGCGUUCCCACAGACGGCCCCACCGUCUAGACGGCACCUGCCCCCGCCGCGGGCGAACUUUGAGAAGCUGCAGGACAUUUUGCUGAAGCGCAAGGGCCUGGCACUGGACGUCUCGAGCUCCGGCGCGCUUGCGGCCUCGCUGGAUAGGUGCACGGACCCCGCCGAGCCUGCGUUCAACACGCUGGUGCGCAUCAUGGCCACGCGCUGUAUGCUCGCCGCGGAGUACUUUUGCGCGGGGAGCGUCGCGCGCGACACGUUUGCGCACUACGGCCUCGCGAGCGCGAUCUACACGCACUUUACGAGCCCGAUCAGGCGGUACGCCGGUGAGCACGCCCCGUCCCCGCCCCCGUCCGCGAGUGGGCACAGAGGCUGA